UGGUAAAAGGUCCUUGUUCAGCCAUGUUGUGGUUUUGAAUGAGGAAGAAGCGGGAGAUGUUGUUUUUUACGAAUUUAUUUGCAAUAUAUAGCCAUAAUUGCGGUAUAUAAACGAGUUAAGCUGCGACCCACAUGGUAGCAAGUUUUCCGACUGCACCAGAAGAGACUUAUCGCAUUCCAGUUGGAAUUUAAUCAUACUGCAAUAAAUUAGCUUUGUAGCUAACAACGCUAGCUAGCCUGCUAGCUAGGCAGAGCUAAUCCCAAGCUAACUAGCUGUUAGUUGUGUUGGUGGGAAAGUAAAUUUAUAUUUGUGCCAUGCUGAAUAAAAUCUACGAAUGGGUAGAAACAAGCUUUGCCAAUCUUCGCAAUGGUGAACCCGCUGCGGAGCACUCACAUGGACAGCGGGCAACGAGAGACGGUCAAAUGCGAAGGAAAAGAUCUAGUGAAUGCUUGGAGGAGGUGCAUAACAUCGAUAAAGAUGGUUUAGUGAUUAAAAGAUCGCGAAUUGGGGAUCUUAUGGAUACAGUCAAGAGUGCAGCUGAAGGAGUUAAGAGUCAUAGUACCAGUGUGGCUACAUGGAUGAAGAACAGUGUAAGCCCAACUUUGAGAAAUUUUCUGCCUACCUCCCCCGAUGCUCCUUUUUUAGAGCCACAGCCCUCAACAUCAGCAGCAGUCUGGACAGGGAGGCCGAUUAUGGACAGAAAUUCUUUGGAUGGGACAUUUGCUGCCCCCUCAGCAACAUUGGAGUGGAAAACAUCUAAAUCGGAGUGGUCACGUAAUGAGAAGUCCAUUAUGGGAUCGAAAGUGUGUAGACGAAAAGUGUGUAUGAGUCCUACACAUCGUGAGGUGCCAAAAACAAAUGGGCACUCAGUCAACAUGUCACCCUCUAUCGCACCCAAAUUUCAACCCAUCCCACGAUUAGGCAGGCCGCUAAACCUCAGACCACAUGGUAUUUCAAGCAGUUUUAUUGGUGGAGUGGGCACCCCAAGCAGUUCCUGUACAAGCAUGUAUGAGAAGACCUUUCCCAUCAAAGUGGUGCAGAGUCCAACACACAGCACCUCAUCAAGUCACGCACACAGGAGCAGGCCCCGCUGCACAGCACAGGAGUCUGUUCGUGAAGAGGAAAAAGAGAUCUACAGGCAGCUUCUGACCAUGGUUUCUGGUGGCCAGUCAUCGUUCCUUCACAAUGGCAGCUCACACACCAUUUUGAGGUCACACAGAGAUUUCACCAGUUUCCUCACCAGCCGCAGGAUACUACAAAUCUCUUCCCCAGCUGGGUCAGCAGCAGAUGUAACUUCAGAGGGACCCAGUAGCCCUCUCAGCCCCAGAGGGAUAUCUAGCCAAUGCUCCAGCAACCUUCCCAGUCCAGUAGGAGCUUCCAGCAAGUCAGGGACAGGUUCUCAAGACACAGACCUGAAUUCCAACAGUGCAGCUGCUCUCGCAUCACUUCCCUCCCCAUCAGCUCUGCAGGAUAACACCUCUCAGGACACACAGUCAUCAGCUCCUGAUGGCAACUCUGUAAUAAUUGUAAAUGAACAAAAAGGUAAAAAGCAAGACGGCUCAAGUGUACGAUGUUUCCAAGCCGAGUUAUGGAUCAAGGAAUUAACUAGCAUGUAUGACUCUCGAGCAAGAGAAAGACGGAGACAAAUAGAAGAACAGGAAGCACUGGCCACCCAGUUGCUGCGACAGCGCUUGUCUGAAGAAGGUCAACAUAGCUCAGAUGUAGAGGUCCGUGUUCGCGUUCCUUUAGAGAAGGAGGUUCCUUUGACUCUUGUGAUAGAGGAACCAAAGGGUUUGGAAGAAAAACCAGAAUUUCCUGAGCUUACAGAGGAAAUGGAGGCUGAGGUGAACAGAGCACUGAUGAAAGGGGGCAAUCCUCAUGAAGUGUUAAGUGAAGGUUUUGGUCUCAGCCUUACACGAAAAGACCUGCAAACCCUCAGCAGUCUGAACUGGCUCAAUGAUGAGGUGAUCAACUUCUAUAUGAACCUGCUGGUUGAGAGAAGCAAGAAGUCCAACCUGCCUUCAGUCAACACAUUCAAUACUUUUUUCUAUCCUAAGCUGUGCAGCAGCGGCUACUCUGCUGUCCGCCGCUGGACCAAAAAGAUGGACAUUUUUGCUAAAGACAUCCUGCUGGUUCCCGUUCACUUGGGGGUGCACUGGUGCCUCUCUGUGGUCGAUUUCCGCAAAAAAUCCAUCAUGUACUUUGAUUCUAUGGGGGGAAACAAUGAUCAAGCAUGCCAAAUAUUGUUUAACUACCUGCAACAGGAAAGUAAGGACAAGAAGGCCAAAGAACUGGAUACCUCAGGCUGGACUCUACACAGCAAAAAGCCCAGUGAAAUCCCGCAGCAGAUGAAUGGUAGUGACUGUGGAAUGUUCACAUGCAAAUAUGCAGACUAUAUUACCAAAGACAAGCCGAUCACAUUCACACAGAAACACAUGCCCUACUUCAGAAGACGGAUGGUUUGGGAGAUUGUGAACCACAAGCUGUUGUGAUAUCAAGAUGGAGACUGAGAACUUAUACGGUCAGCUUACAGCUCAUGACAAAGACUGAGAUAUAAUCGUCAGGAGGAUCAGUCGACAUCGGUCCUUCUUCUGGGAAAGACUUGUACACCAGCUCUUCACAUCAGGAACCAUCUGUUUUUAUUUUCAAAGGUCAUUUAAACCCACAGCCAGUGGUGGCUGAUGGGAUGUUGCUGGAGCAUAACUCGCUGCCACUCAGUCCUCUUAUUUGGUUCUUUCAUUUUUGGUGUAUCAGUGGAAUACAAAUACAGCAGCUGAAACACUGCAUGUUCUGUUUUUGCCCAGGCAGAACUGCUCUUCAUAUCACAUUUGUACUGACCUAUGAAUCAUACCGAGGUGUAAUGUUCACUUCAUGCUUUUGUUUACAUGAGUGUGUUGUUCAACAAGAUUAUUGGUACAUUUAUACUCUUUAUAUGGUGCAGAGAAAUUUGACUAUCACAAAAAAAAGUAAUUGUAGCAGCCCUGUCAUUUGAAGAUGUCAAGCUGAAAAAUUUUGUGCAUGAAAAUCUUUUUUUUUUUUUUUUUUUAACGUGAAAGGGCUGUCAAUGACCAGCUACGAUUGAUUACACAAAAAUAAAAAACAAAAAGGUGGUUAUAUUUCUUUUGAUUGCUGCUGCAGGGUAUGUUGUGCAGUUUGAACUUGACGACUAAAACUGAUUAUUUUUUUAAAUAUUAAAACGCACAAAUAUCUUUAAAUGUGGAAUAGCCUCAGUGUGGUUUAAAAUGAAAACCAGAAUGUUGUCUUUCUUCACUGAAGUGUAACAGGAGUUACAAGCUAAAACAGCAGGGUAAUAAACUUGUAUCAUUUCCUUAUUCAUUAUUCUUGAUAAGAUUGUAAAUUGAGGUUCAAAGUAUAUUUUAUGUAUUUGAGUCGUUUUGAUCAACUGCAUUUUUUUAGGAUAAAUUCAAUGUAUUUUGAAGUUUGUACAUAAUUUAAAAUAUAUACAGCCUACAGUGUAAAACCUUUUUUAAGCUUUUCCUAUUUUAUCUAAACUUUGAUUUAGAAAUAAAUUAUAAAGAAUUUCAGUCUUUGUGUACUACUUCCACAUCAGUUUGAUAUAGAAAACUUGAUAAACAGGAGAACUGGGAUGUGGUAUUUUGUUUUUUUCUUUUCUUUUAGUUCAGCAUCUCUGAUAUGAUUUAACUGACAUGUAGUUCUUUGUGAAAUAAAAACACACAAAUAUAA
Molecule: messenger RNA, 3705 nt
Organism: Melanotaenia boesemani (Boeseman's rainbowfish)
Lineage: Eukaryota; Metazoa; Chordata; Actinopteri; Atheriniformes; Melanotaeniidae
Gene: senp1
Product: SUMO specific peptidase 1
Exons: 19
Coding region: 315-2492 (725 amino acids)
Biological process (GO): protein desumoylation
Cellular component (GO): nucleus
Molecular function (GO): deSUMOylase activity
Source: RefSeq, a predicted model, not a curated record